This is a messenger RNA of Ceratosolen solmsi marchali, 495 nucleotides long. Its product is annotated as structural maintenance of chromosomes protein 1B-like. The transcript has 2 exons. The record is from RefSeq and is a predicted model, not a curated record. Lineage: Eukaryota; Metazoa; Arthropoda; Insecta; Hymenoptera; Agaonidae. Bases 52 to 495 code for a protein of 147 amino acids.
UUAAUCGAUAAAAAUAAAAGUUAUCUAAAGGAUAAUGAAUUAAAGUCAUUAAUGCAGAAAGUGGAGGAGAUUAGGAAAGAAAUCAAAUUAGAAGGAUUUCAAUGUAAAUCGAUUAAGCGAGACGUAGAAGAAUGGAAUUCAACCAUUUCAACGACACGUGUGAAGAUUUCGAAUCUUACGUUUAAAAAGCAUAAAAUACUUAUGGACUGCAAGAUAAAUAAUAUUAAUAUACCAUUGCUGGAGGGAACAAUGGAUAAAGUACUAUUAAAGCUCCCAGUAGAUUCGAUAAUAACAGAAGCAAGUGAAAGUAGUAGUCGUCAGUCGAGUGAUUCUCAGCUUAAAGAAAAUGAACUUGAAAUUGAUUAUAUAAUUAUCAAUAAUUCAAAUAAAAAUCUAAACGAAGAUGAAUUAAGAACGGAAAUUAUAUCUCUUAAAAAUAAACAAAAUGCUAUUCGUGCAGAACUGCAAUUAUCAUAUCCAAAAUUAAAGGUUUAA